Gamsiella multidivaricata is the source of this 2356-nucleotide messenger RNA. RefSeq lists its product as uncharacterized. The transcript has a single exon. The record is from RefSeq and is a predicted model, not a curated record. The annotation marks the transcript as partial. Lineage: Eukaryota; Fungi; Mortierellomycota; Mortierellomycetes; Mortierellales; Mortierellaceae.
CCAACCCACAGUGUGAAGGCACUCAACUCCUUCACGCCUUUAACUCCUUCAGCUCCUCCUCCUCCUCCUCCUCCAUCUUCCUUUCCUCCUCGUUUGCUGGAAGUCAUCUGCUGCUCCCUUAUUUCACCUCCAGUUCCUCUUCUCCAUACAUCUCACCCGCCUUGCACUGUACUUUGCCAUUCUCAAACCCUUCCACACCAAACCUGAUGCACAAAAGCAACACAAAGCUCCACAUUUCCUCUUUCUCCAUCCCAUUCCAGCUCUUCAAGGAAUAGACCCUCGCAGUCCAAAUCCAAACGUCUCCUUCAUUCUCAGCAUUCACAACCUGGUCCCAGACACCAGGUACCGUCCGUUGAAGUAACACCUCCCUCCCACACCAUCCAAGAACUAAUCAAGCAAACAGAGCAGUUAAAAAAGAAAACUCAGCAAGACACAACACAGACCAAUGAAGCGAGCAGGCCAACCUUCUCGAACCAUUCCCUCGAAUCCUUCCGGACGAGUCUCCUUUGAAUGCGAUCGUCGACCCAAUUUCCACGCAGCCGUUCCCAUCAGAAAGCCCAAACCCAUCGCCCUUUCUAUUACCGGUAACAGUCUUCAGGCGGCCAAUAGAGUGAGCUCUUCAGAAACAGCGUCCCUGUCGUCGUCGGCGCCGUCGGCCUUUUGGACUUAUGCACCCUUCAGUGCCUUCUGGGACGACGGCGAUGCUGAUGAUGAGGGCCGUGGCAGAACAGGGGCGACAAGGCCAAGGCGUGACAACGACGGCGGCAGAGGCAACAGCAAAGGCGAUGGCGAUGGUACAAAGGCUCUGAAGGAUGAUGUGAUGAUGGCUGCUGUUGUCCAAGGACAAACAGAGUUGGUGUCCGUGCAGGGUCAAAAGAACAUAUUGACGUCGUCGAUGGGCAUGAAUGGAGCUAGCGGUAGCAGAGUAGGAAUAGUCCCAUGUAUGCGGGCGACGAAAGAGAUGAUGACAGCAACAACAGAUGCAGCAGGAGCAGGAACAGGAGCAGGAGCAGUAGUGGCAGCGGGAGUGGAGCAGCAGCAUACAAGACCUGUCUCUCUCCCCGCAGAGUCCACGACGACAACAAUAGCAACAGCUAAAUCAGGAUCAUCCCAGGGUCAAAGAAGGCAUUCUUCCGAGGACGGACUUGUCCACGGCCACGGUCACGAGCACGGCGUCGGGCAGAACGAGGACGGCACACGAUGCCUACCUCUAUCGAUGUACAUCUCUAACGGUCCACAGCCUCCCUCUGAGAACGUAUACGCGAUCCCGACGAAAUGUCGGAUGGUCUUUCAUAUGCGCGACGAGAUCUCACGUCCGCAUCGUGGCCCCGGUGCCGGUGCCGCAGGAGCGGACAAGACGAGACGAGGAUCUGUACCACAACAGCAGCAGCAACGGCAGUCACGACAGUUUCGACAGACCCCAGAGUUCCCGUUGAAGAAAAGUCAGAGUGCCAAGUGUACGAAGACGGUCUCGUUCAAGGAACUGGACCAGUGGAAGGAUCCCUCAACGGCGAGGACGGCGGUGGAUGAGGAUAUAGAGGGAAAGGUGGGAACGAAGGUGGGGGGAGAGCCGCCGAGCGCUAAGAUUUCGACGAGGGCGACGAUGAUGAGGUCGGGCGGCGAGGCGGGGGGUGUAUCGGUGCCCAUGUUAAUCCGUCCAUCUAUAGAAGGUGAUCUCGGCACAUCUGGCAGAUCCACGUCCAUGCCCGUCUCACGAGUCCCGCCAUCCUCACUCCCCGCACGACCUGCACAGCCCCGGCCGAGUGCACAGACACAUCACCGCAACCUGAGCACUCCCUCGCCCUCUACACCUCCUUCUUCAUCCUCAUCCUCAUCACAGACGCCUGCGACUGCAGGCAUGGUCCCGAGGACGAUGUCGACGGGUGCGGAGAGAUCUUUUAGGACAAAGUCCACGGAUUUGGUUUCGGGCGGCAAAUUCAGUAGGCUUUGGAGGAGUGUUGCGCACAGAGUCAGUUCUCAUGGUCAUCAGCAUGAUGGAGGACAGGCGACGAUAGGAGGACGCGGAGGAGGUGGAGAUGGGGCUGUUGCGUCUGAUCUGGAGCCACUGGUCGCUAUUGUUAGUAAAUAGCUCUUCCUUAUAUGUGUCCUCCCUCCCUUCUCGCUCUAUUUGAGAUAUUCAUCACGGUAGUAAUAUUAAUGGUAGUAGUAAUAGUUAUGACAAUAAUCCACUCAUUGGGAACGUGGACAGUUGCAGGAGGCUCCGCUGUGCAAUGGCAUAGAUGCAUACCCUAACAUCACAUAUCUGUUUUCCAUCGAGGCACGCACGCACGCAUGCAUGUUUGGUCGGAGACAUCUGCUGUCGAUGUAUCAAUAAAUCAACAGACGCUUGGUGCAU